This is a messenger RNA of Penicillium verhagenii, 1331 nucleotides long. RefSeq names its product protein vosA (gene vosA). The transcript has 9 exons. The coding region runs from base 42 to 1331 and encodes 429 amino acids. Lineage: Eukaryota; Fungi; Ascomycota; Eurotiomycetes; Eurotiales; Aspergillaceae. The record is from RefSeq and is a predicted model, not a curated record.
CUGUGCGCUAUACCCGGGUCCUGGUUCCACCCGUCGUCUUGAUGAGUGCAUCGACCUUCUCCGACGCCUCUCUCUCGCGCGAAGCCCAGAGUUCUGACUUUGACCUCACCAUUCGCCAGCAGCCCGACCGGGCGCGCGUGGCUGGGGGCAAGGAGAAAGAGCGCAAACCUAUCGAUCCACCUCCGAUUGUCCAGCUCCGGGUGCGUGAGGAGGGAUCUUAUCUUGCACAACACUAUCUGCAAAGUCCCUACUAUUUUAUGUGCUGCAGCUUGUAUGAUGCUCAAGAAGAUCGUCCAGUCCCGGUCGCGCCCUCGACCGCCUUAGCUGGAACCCUAGUCUCGUCUCUUCACCGGUUGAAGGACGUGGACAACAGUGAUGGAGGGUUUUUCGUUUUCGGAGAUCUGUCGGUGAAAAUGGAGGGUGAAUUUCGAUUGAAAUUCACUUUAUUCGAGAUGCGAAGAGAUCAAGUCACCUACCUUAAGACCAUCAUUUCAGACCGUUUUACAGUGUCGCCCCCCAAGAGCUUCCCUGGCAUGAUGGAGUCCACCUUUCUCUCCCGCUCAUUUGCCGAUCAAGGAGUCAAGUUGCGCAUUCGCAAGGAGCCCCGGACCAUGAUCGAAACAAGGAAACGACCUCGCCCGGAUGAGUUCCCCCAGGCACUUCCUCCUCGAUCUCCGGAUCGUCAAGCCGUCCAAAUUCCUCCUGCAGCGACAGGAUUUGGGGGUUAUCCAGCUACCAAUCGGGAUUAUGCCUAUUAUGGAGCACCGGUAAAACGCGCGCGUACCUCUAUCGAUUAUGGGCGGCAGAGUCUCUAUCCAGACAACGAUGGUCGUAUGGCUCGUCCUAUGGAGACAUACGCCCAACAGCCCACGAUGUAUGGGCAACCCAAUGCGUACCAGACUCCGGCAAUGCAGUACUCGACAGGCCAGGUGGUGCCAGAUUACGGGAUGCCUUACGGUCUCCCACCGUCAAAUCCAAUGUCCCAGAUGCCCGACCCAACAGGCCAAGCUCGAUCCAGUCAACAAGCCGCCGUGGGACAGCUGAUGGCGAUGAACCAACAACCUGGUACACCUACCCCAGAUUCGACAGGAUCGAUGAUGGCCCAGGGAUACCCUCGGGCUACAUACUCGACUGGUUCUACUAUUCUCCCUCCGUUGCAACGAAAUCGCAGCUAUCCGGCUGGCACCAAUGGAACUGGCACCCCUCGAGGCUAUUUCGACCCUCCAUCCCCAUCGGCUACCCCAAUUCUGCCCUCGCAGAUGGCCCCCGAAGGUGACCGAUACGGCGCUGCCUUUGACCCUUCCGGAUCUCCUAAUGGAACUCCUCAGUGA